Molecule: messenger RNA, 654 nt
Organism: Fonsecaea nubica
Lineage: Eukaryota; Fungi; Ascomycota; Eurotiomycetes; Chaetothyriales; Herpotrichiellaceae
Exons: 1
Coding region: 1-654 (217 amino acids)
Source: RefSeq, a predicted model, not a curated record
AUGUCUCCCCUCACGCUCAAAACCCUCUCGGCCCUGCGCGUGCUCAUCGGGGCAACGUGCCUCCUCGUCCCGCGCCCCGCCGGCACGCUCUUCGGCAUCCCCCUCGCGCCGGGGCCGGAAGGCGUGCUCCUCGGCCGCAUGGUCGGGGUCAGGGACGUCGUGUUGGGGGCGUACCUCUGGAAGAGGGUAAGGGGGUUGGAACAGGAGCAGCAGCAGCAGCAUGAAGAUGGUGAGGUCGGUUCGAUGGCGAAGAGUGGUGCCCCUGUGGCUGCUGGAGCGGGGGAGGAGCGGCUGACCAGGACGCCAUUGCUGUUCAAUAAUAAGGUUAAUUCGUCUGUGGUGGGGGGUGUGGAUGUCAGUAAGGAUGGGAAUACAUCGCUGUCGUCAGGAGUUGGCACGGGCCUCGAGCAGGGCCAUGGUCACGGCAUUGGCGGUGGUCUAGCUGCCCUUCGACUGGCCGAGAGGGAAUCUGCCCUGCACUCGGCCGUGUGGCUCGGCCUGGUCGUCGACACGAUCGACGUCGCCAGCGUGCUCGUCGGCUCUCUAGGCGGCGGCGAUCCACUCUCCGACCUCGCAAAGGUGACCGUCGGUGGCGGCGGCUUGGUCUUUGCCCUGAUUGCGGGACAGCAUCUGCUGGCGCAUCAACGAGGCUGA